Mya arenaria is the source of this 2441-nucleotide messenger RNA. RefSeq lists its product as uncharacterized. Bases 236 to 1261 code for a protein of 341 amino acids. The transcript has 7 exons. The record is from RefSeq and is a predicted model, not a curated record. NCBI's taxonomy places the organism in Eukaryota, Metazoa, Mollusca, Bivalvia, Myida, Myidae.
AUAAUAUGAUCUUCCUGAAUUCUGAUAUUCAAUACAUGUACAUCAGUUGAUAUAUAAUACCAAAGUCGCCCCAGUUAAAGGGUGAAAUGGUAUAUUUUUAUGAAAGUGGAUUUUGUGUUAAAACCCCCAGAUGAAAACGGUUAAAAAGUCUCUCUUACGCCCUAUUAAAUUUCACUUACGUAUAAAAUAGUUCGCAUAGUGUUUUGAUACUUUGUCACAUCGAGUGGAUACAAGGAUGCCAGACUCGGCGGCCCUUCCGUUAGGCGGUGUGAUCGGAAUUGUUGUGGGAGGGGUAGUGCUCGUCUCAGCCUUGAUCAUUUAUAUGGCUUGCCGCAUCUACAACAAGAAGGAAGGCGGGACGCUGGGGAAGAAAUCCCGGAUCUUCCCACAUGGGCCUGUCGUCCUCACCAACUCCUUCAGAGAAAAAACUACAGACCGGGAGUGGCAGCAUGAGUCAGGUGAGAGCUUCCGAAUCGACCCGGGCGCCCUGAGGGUUCGAGAGAAUCGGAGAACAAUCAUCAGUUACGAUAGACCGUACAGUGAAGAAAAACACAGGAGUCUGCAGCGGCUUCAACCGAAAACGACUGUCUCUAACUACGGGAUGGUGAGCAUUAUGAGUUCCGGCGGCCGUCAGAGCUUUGAAGACCCGCGACUCGCUUCUGGUACCUCUGUCGGCGGACCAGCACGGGCGGACGCUGGGCAGAGGUUGUCCAACACGCGGACGGUUUCCGGUGCAUCCAGCGGUCGACACUCGCCCUACUAUGCCUCUGGUGCGCAAACAGGGAGUGGCGAAUUCUUUAUCUAUCCUAAUAUGGGGUCGGGCGAAGGAGGUUCCUUUUACUACGGCUUGCUUGACGAGGCAGACUCCAAUACACAGCUCUUGAACUCUGGAAUAGGGCCUCCAAGAUCGACUGUACUUCGGCCUGUGAGCGGUGAAAUUUCCAAAGGACAAGGUCAAAGUCACAAUAAAGCGUCUUCAAAACCCGAAGAACCUUUGUACGCAACCAUAGACAAGCGGUCGAUCGUCCAAAACAGGCCGUCCCCCAAACCGGAGGUUAACCUAGAUCAGCACCCGCAGGUCAUCUUGCGGCGCCAGGAAGGUGACCAGAAGGGCCAGAGAGUGUCAAGCGCUGGGAGCCGGUAUGAUAGCUUCCGGAGCAGUAACGCGGUGGACUUGGGCGCGGAACCGUUGAAAGCCUGGACGAUUAGCCAGUACCGUGAUCAGUCCAAGGGACGUUCCCAGGCCUUUAUUCGCUACUAGAACAUUUUGAUUUAACUGUACAGUGAGAGCAUCGCUUCCAAGAACAAGUGUUGUUCAAAGCCAGCUGAAGACUUGCCAAAUAAUAUAUUUUGGUACAUUUCCAUAAAAAUGCUCAAGGCAUUACCUGAACAAUAACGGGUGUCCGUUUUCGUUAACUUUGAACAUUUCUAGAACUUUGGGAUGAACUUGUUAAUUAAUACUGAACUGAAAGUAUUUUUUAAAUAUUCAAUAUGUGGGACCAAUACUCCCUUGUCGAUUACUGUUUUGUGUCAAUUACGUUUUAAAGCUCCGACAAGCCAGGCGACCCACAUUUUUUAACAUCCCAUCAAUCCAGCUGGACUUAUAUAUAUAUAUAUAUGUGAAAAACAAUAAUUGCGCUGUGUUUUCAAUGAAUUUGGACAGUAUUAUGAAUAAGCUAUAUUUCAUCUUUCACUGAUACAAAUGAUUGAGGCCCUUAUUGCUGAUAUAUCCAGAUAUAGUCUAUAUAUAAAUCAAUGUACACAACUUUUAGUCCAUGGCCUUAUUUAAUUGUGGCCAUCAAAAACAGAACGGAUCCUCACUAGGUGUUCCGCAGUAAUGAUUAUCUAACAAUUAGAACUAUGAUCCUCACUAGGUGUUCCGCAGUAAUAAUUAUCUAACAAUUAGAACUAUGAUCCUCACUAGGUGUUCCGCAGUAAUAAUUAUCUAACAAUUAGAACUAUGAUCCUCACUAGGUGCUCCGCAGUAAUAAUUAUCUAACAAUUAGAACUAUGAUCCACACUAGGUGUUCCGCAGUAAUAAUUAUCUAACAAUUAGAACUAUGAUCCUCACUAGGUGUUCCGCAGUAAUAAUUAUCUAACAAUUAGAACUAUGAUCCUCACUAGGUGUUCCGCAGUAAUGAUUAUCUAACAAUUAGAACUAUGGUGUAUUUUUCUUUUGAAAGUUGAAAAAAGCCUGAAUCUGAACCCUGCGUUAGUCAAUGAUUUUUUUUUAUGAAUCUUUGUGCGUCAUUAACUUUUCUAGAACGUGAAAAGUAUAUACAUUAUAUAGGCAACUUUUAAGCCACAUUUUAUGAACAUUAACAUGUUUUAUUGUUUCAUUUUCCAUUUCACAGACGUCAUAACGCAAUCUGUUUCGACAUUUUUUUAGUUUAUUACCUAAUAUUCGAAUUGCAUUUCUGAAUAAACACAUAUUUACAUAA